This is a messenger RNA of Prunus mume (Japanese apricot), 561 nucleotides long. RefSeq lists its product as uncharacterized. The record is from RefSeq and is a predicted model, not a curated record. Lineage: Eukaryota; Viridiplantae; Streptophyta; Magnoliopsida; Rosales; Rosaceae.
AUGGGAGGCUGUGCGAGCAAACCAAAGGAGUUCGAUACUGCCCGCCCUGAGGCUCUCCCAACUGAGUCCACCAGACCCGAGAAAGCAGACCGUGAAGCUGAAACGACUACUGAUAGUACCAACGUUGCAGCUAAUCAAGAGGCGGUGGACACCACCAAUGUAGAAGCAGAAGCACCUCUGGUAGAUCUCUCAGAGCCAAAGGAGAAGGAGGAGGAAGCCGCACCUGUUGUUGUUCCUGCUGCUGCUGCUGAGGCUAAGCCUGAGGCUGCAGCUGCGGCUGAGGUGGCAGCAACUCAGAAACCAAAAGAGGAAAAAGUAGCUGAUCAAGUUGAAGUUGCUGCCAGACAACUAGCCGAGGUCAAUCUUGUUGAGGCUGUGAAGGAGACCAAAGAGAAAGAGCUGCUGCCGGCUCAAGAGAUCAAACCCAAGGCCAAAGAGGAGCAGCCUGCUGCAGCGAUCAAACCCAAGGCCAAGGAGGAGGAGCCUGCUGCAGACAUCAAACCAAAGGCAGCUCCUGCCUCGGAGGGCAAGAAUAAAGAUGCACCUAUUCUCACUGUUUGA